This is a messenger RNA of Ipomoea triloba (trilobed morning glory), 2412 nucleotides long. RefSeq names its product protein FAR1-RELATED SEQUENCE 5-like. Bases 1 to 2412 code for a protein of 803 amino acids. Gene Ontology annotation, biological process: regulation of DNA-templated transcription. The transcript has 6 exons. Gene Ontology annotation, molecular function: zinc ion binding. NCBI's taxonomy places the organism in Eukaryota, Viridiplantae, Streptophyta, Magnoliopsida, Solanales, Convolvulaceae. The record is from RefSeq and is a predicted model, not a curated record.
AUGGAAGGCGUCAAUUCACAGCAGGAGGUGGUUGCGACUGAAGAACUCGAUGAUGCGGUUGGAUUGGCUAUUUCAGGCGAUGAUCCGGUUGGAUUGGCUAUUUCAGGCAAUCGUAAUCCAGGAUUGUUUUAUGAUAUAACUAUGCGAUUGGAAAGGCAUGUAUUCCGUGUAUUGAUUGUAGGGGUACUUAACCACUGUGUUUUUGCAGCUGAUCAGGGCUUGUUAGGGGUGUCAGUGAGUUCUAUUGAUGAAGCAUAUGAGGUUUAUAAUGAUUAUGUUUUCAGGCUAGGUUUUAGCGUGAGGAGGGGUAAGCAAAGAUAUAGUGCUGGUACAAAACAAUUGAAGAUGAAGGAGUUUAAUUGUUCAAAGUCUGGGUUUAAAAGGGUUUUAAGAAAUGGAAGUUAUUUAAAAGUUGAUGUACGGACAGGUUGUCGUGCAUCUGUUCAAUUUGAUUCAGAUGGGAAUGGGAUGUGGACUGUGACAAAGCACCAGAAGCUUCAUAAUCAUGAGUUUGUUCCAACGACCAAGAGUUAUCUUCUACGGUCACACAGAUCAGUGUCUAGAAAUCAUCUUUCCUACCUAAAGGAUUUGAAGAAGAGCGGUGUUUGUGUGGCUGAUGGUUUACGGUUUCUUAAAACACAAUCAGGGGGGUCACCACUCGUUGGCUUUACAAGCAGGGAUGCAUAUAACUCGCUGUGCACUGAUGUAUUGAACAAUUUGGAUGGAACCGACUCAAACACAUUAAUUGAAAUAUUUAGACAAAGGCAGUCAAGUGAAAAGGAUUUUUACUUUGAUUUCGAAGUGGAUGAUGAGUCAAGGUUGUGCAACUUUUUUUGGAGAGAUGGGAAAAUGAUGCGAGACUAUGAAUUGUUUGGAGAUUUGUUAGUUCACGAUACGACGUAUCGUACUAACAAAUAUGAUAUGAUUUGUGGUCCAUUCGUUGGUAUGAACCAUCACUGUAUGAACGUCAUGUUUGGAUGUGGUUUUUUGUUGAACGAGAGGAUUGAGUCGUUCGUAUGGUUGUUUAGGUCAUUUUUAAGAUCAAUCAAUAGGAAAAGUCCCCAAAGUAUAAUGACCGAUCAAUGCGCUGCCAUGGCUGCUGCUAUUUCCCAAGUUUUUCCAACCUCAAGACAUCGCCUAUGUAUAUGGCAUAUCGGUGAGAAUUCAAAGAAGCACAUCAAGGGACUAAGAAAUCAAAAAGAUUUUCUAGACAUAUUCAAUUGUCUAUUGAAACAUACAGAUACGGAGGCAGAGUUUGAGCUUUAUUGGACAAGAGAAAAAUGGUGCCCUGCAUUUAACAAAGAUUAUUUUUCUGGUGGUAUUUUAUCUUCACAAAGGAGUGAAACCACAAAUCACUCUAUUUCUAGAAGGUUAUCCAAGACUGCUGGGCUAUGUGAUUUCUAUAGCUCCUUUGUUGGUGUUGUUUCGGAGUGGAGGAGUAGAGAGAAUGGGGAAUAUGUCCGGUGUUCCCAAGGUGUACCUACAAUGGCUAUGGAUCAUAUUAAGAUUCUUUCACACGCUAGGGAUAUUUAUACGAUUGAGAUAUAUUACUUGUUCGAAGAGCAGUUUUUGAAAGGGGCAUCAUGCUAUCAAGAGUGUGUUCAAUUUGAAGGUGGUGUGUAUAAGUGUCACGUCUGGAGGCCGGAGGUUGAUAUUAUUAGGCAUGAAGUGAUUUUUAACGUUAGAGAGUUAGAUAUUUGGUGCAGUUGCAAGCUGUUCACUGAAACCGGGAUCUUAUGCUGUCACUGUUUACGCAUUUUAAACGUGCAUUGUGUGUCUGAAGUUCCAAAUAAAUAUAUUCUGAAGAGAUGGACUAAAAGAGUUUUGGAAGACGAGAAUGCUAAAAACAGCGAAGCACGCAAGAAGUUGGUUGUUUAUUGCCAAGAAAACAGCGAAGCACGCAAAAUUUUUGUUGUUUAUUGCCAAGAAAACAGCGAAGCACGCAAAAUUUUUGAGCAAGCAGUGUUAGAAAACAGCGAAGCACGCAAAAUUUUUGAGCAAGCAGUGUUAGAUGCCAACGAAGCACGCAAAAUUUUUGAGCAAGCAGUGUUAGAUGCCAAGAGAGCACGCAAAAUUUUUGAGCAAGCAGUGUUAGAUGCCAAGAGAAAAGUUGAACAUGAGUAUGGCCCUAUUUUCUUCGAAGGUGAAGAUUGUGAUGUGGGAUCGUCGAGUAGUGUUAUAAAGGAUCCAUCAAACAGUCGAUUGAAAGGGUCUCAAGUUGAAGAUGCUAUUUCUAAUAAAUCGGUGGGGCAGUCUCAAGUUGAAGAUGCUAUUUCUAAUAUAUCGGUGGGGCAGUCUCAAGUUGAAGAUGCUAUUUCUAAUAUUGCUGGUAAUGGAUACCUGGUGCAUCCAAUGUCUGGAGGUUCAACUUUUUGUCAUGUUAGUUCAAAUUCAAAUCAAGAGGACAAUUAG